This is a messenger RNA of Diabrotica balteata, 540 nucleotides long. The record is from the annotation of a GenBank genome assembly. NCBI's taxonomy places the organism in Eukaryota, Metazoa, Arthropoda, Insecta, Coleoptera, Chrysomelidae.
AUGAAAGGUGACCCCAAGGUUACAGAUUUGCGUGUCCUGCAAUAUAAUCCCGAUGGAAAUAUUUACUAUAAAUUAAGAUUCGCGGGUAAUUGGUGCGUAUUGCCACAAAGAAAAGAUAAUAAAGUUAGGACAAAACUUUGGAAUGAACUGCCAGACUUAUAUGCAACCCAACGUAAAAUAAAAAAGAAAAAAUUCGAGGAUUUCCAAGAAUUAAAAAAAGAUGAAGUUUUGGCAAUAUCUGAAAAAGUUGUGAUAAGACUCGAAGAUUUAAUAACGUUAAUCACUGUAGAAGCAGAAUGGACGUGGGGCCGUCUGGCGAAGUGUGAACAAGAUCUUAAACGAGUAGAUGAAAACAUAGACGAAAACAAUAUUCCUGCCAAAAAACCAGCUGGAUUAAGUUUUACAAUACACAAUAAUGGACUGGAUUACUCUGAUGUGGAAGCAGAAAGAAAAAAUAUAGCAAAGGCGAGUUUAUACACGUAUGGAUUUGCUGGCACCGGUACCCGCGAUAGUCAUGUUUGCACGUUUAAGGUGAUUUAG